Fulmarus glacialis (Northern fulmar) is the source of this 889-nucleotide messenger RNA. RefSeq names its product sideroflexin 4 (gene SFXN4). NCBI's taxonomy places the organism in Eukaryota, Metazoa, Chordata, Aves, Procellariiformes, Procellariidae. Gene Ontology annotation, molecular function: monoatomic ion transmembrane transporter activity. Bases 382 to 849 code for a protein of 155 amino acids. Gene Ontology annotation, cellular component: mitochondrial inner membrane. Gene Ontology annotation, biological process: mitochondrial transmembrane transport; monoatomic ion transport. The record is from RefSeq and is a predicted model, not a curated record. The transcript has 12 exons.
AUAAGAAGAACCAGGUUAUUAUUGCAAAACAGUGGAAAGACACUAAGUGAGCCCCUACAGAAUGAACAGACAAAACAAGCCUUCCUGCUAAGCCUGUCCAGUGUACAUCCUGAUACAGACAAGAUAAUUCCUGUUUUGUUUAGACCUCCGGCUUUCCUGCCCAUAUCUCUUCCAUUGGUUAUUGCUUCAUCUCUUCAGCUCCGGGCAAAGGAAACUUUUUUUUGUCAGUUCGUGUUUCACACGUAUACCACAGGAUUCACCCUAUUAAAUGGAAAUGGUACCGCAAAGGCUGAAGAGUACUCGCUUCAACAAAAGCAGAUCUUCUAUGGCUUGGGAGCCAUUUCCUAUGCAGCAUGUAUUGGUGCUCUUCCUCUUGUCUUCAUGAAUCGAUACACAUUGAAAAGUUCGUUAACGCAACUAGUUGUCAAAAAACUUCUACCCGCUCCUCUUCUUGGCUUGAUGAGCGCAUUUACUGUGGCAGUGGUGAGAAGCCCAGAAUUUGAGAAUGGAAUUGAAGUGAUGGACAGGAAUGGCAAGGUUGUAGGACUGUCACAGAAGGCUGCUGAGAAGGCCGUUAAAGAAACAGCAUUGUCCAGAGCAGCCUUGUUUGGGACAACAUUCUUCCUGCCAGAUGUGCUUAUGUACUUUGUGGAAAGAGCAAAAUUUGCAAAAACUCCACGUGCUUUGGCUUCAGUGAGAAUGCUUGUGAUUACGUCAGUACUAGCAGGGAUGCUACCAGUUUCACUGAGUAUGUUCCCGCAGUGUGGGGAGAUAAAGCGAGCAGACCUUGAACCGGAAAUUGUGUCAUCUACAGAAGAAACGGAAUUAUUCUACAAUAGGGGAAUUUAGAGAUUGGGUUUCGUAUAUAAAUGUGUGCUCUGAUUGAAGU